CGUUGAAAUUGAAAAAGUCAACAAUGAAUAUUUUUUUGUUAUUUUUCCGUUUUAAGACAUUUGUUUGCUUUGUUAUGUAAAGGAUUUGAAAUAUAAUAUAAAAUGGGCAACACUAAUCAAAAGUCACCAAUACGGAAGACGCAGUCUGUCCCUGAUACUCAGGUCCUAGAUGCAAAUGUUGAUUUUUCGAGUUCCAAAGGAAAGUCUGGCAGUACUUGGCGCCUUUUCCGUGGAAAGUCAACAAAUGCUAUAGACAAGAUGGAUGCCAAUGAAGUAGCCACAAAGAAGAAAACCCAGCCUCAGCUGGCAGUGCCCCUGGUUGAGGCAUUGUUUCUUCCCGACUUUCCUGUGAAGAGUCAAGACACAGACUUUGAUAUUGUUGACGUGAUAGCCAAAGGUGCAUAUGGAAAUGUGGUGAAGGUUCGCAAAGAAGAUGACAAACUGUACUAUGCAAUGAAGGUGUUGGACAAGAAGCAGAUUAUCGUGGAGAGUGCCAUACAGCAGUGUAAAGACGAGGCUGCCAUACAGUCAAUUUUGGGAGAUCAUCCAUUUAUCGUCAAGUGUCAUGAGUACUGGCAAUCACGUAAACAUCUUUACAUAGUCCUGGACUAUGUACCAUACGGAGACAUGUUCACUCUGUGGACGUUUCAUGGUUUUUUCCCAGAGAAAUUAGUGAAACUCUAUGUUGCAGAAAUGGCAAUGUCACUAGAUUAUCUUCAUAAGUCGGGGGUUAUUUACAGAGACAUGAAGAUGGAGAAUCUCCUGUUUGAUGCAGAAGGCCAUCUACAGUUGACAGACUUUGGCCUUGCAAAAUGGCUUGCUCGAGGUGAAAAGACAAGGACAGUCUGUGGAACACUGCAGUACAUGGCACCAGAAGUAUUAGCAGUUUACCCAUACGGACACACUGCAGACUGGUGGUCACUUGGAAUCCUGGUGUAUGCCAUGCUUGUUGGAAAGUACCCUGUUGAUGGUGCCGCGGACCAUAUUGAGAUGGCCCAGCGUGUGAUAGACUGUGAUUACUUAUGUCCCGACAUUGUCUCAGAUGCAGCUCAGGAUAUUGUCAACAAGUUGCUGAUGAAGAGCCCUGCAAAGAGACUGGUUGACCUGUAUUCCUUGCAGAAUAUGACCCUCUUUAGCCGCCUAAACUUCACUGAUGUCAUAGAGAGAAAGAUAAGUCCCCGGCAGCUGGUGGGACAAGAUUUCUUCCCCAUGACUGGCACCAGCUACAGUUUUGCACCUGGCUCUACACAUUCAAAUGACAGCUUUCAAGAUUUUGACUGUGUAUGGAACCUUCCAAAUGGAGCAGACAGACCUGUGUAUGUAUGACGUUCACUGCAUGUGUAGAGGCACAACAGCAAUAUGUAAGAGGACAAUUUCAACUGUAUGCUGGUUAUACAAGGGUCUGGAAUGUGUGUCCACCAAGCCAUAUACUGCCUGGGGGGAUCAUGCCUAACAUAUGUUAGUGACCCCAGCAUUGGCCACUGUGAUCCUCUCCUGAUAUUUAUACACCUGCUGGACAGAUGUCACAUCUGCUGUGUUAUGUACCAGUCUACCAGAACGGUUCUCUGUGUUAUGUACCAGUCAACCAUGUACUAAUCUGCCAGACUGGUUCUCUGUGUUAUGUUCCAGUCUACCAUGUACCAGUCUACCAGACUGCGUCUCUGUUUUGUACCAGUCUACCAUGUACCAGUCUACCAGAAUGGUUCUUUGUGUUAUGUACCAGUUAACCAUGUUCUUAUCUACCAGACUGGUUCUCUGUGUUAUGUAACAAUCUACUAUGUACCAGUCUACCAGACUGGUUCUCUGUAUUGUACCAGUCUAUCAUAAGCCAGUUAACCAGACUAGUUCUCUGUGUUGUAAACCAGUCUACCUGACUGGAUCUAUGUAUUGUGAACCAGAUUAGUUCUAGAAGAGAUAUGCUUUGAUGAGUGUCGGAAAGAGAGAAUAACCAGAAUCCAUGACUCAGUGAGAUGGACAAAGUGAGAUGGACAAAGAGGGGUGAUUAAGCAGAUAACAUUAUUUCUUUAACAAUGGCAUUUUCUUGUAAAAUUACUCGAUGUACAUGUAGCUUACUCGGUUAUGAAAAAUAAUGUACUCUUACAUACAAUUUUAUUAUGUGAAUCAUCUAUAGAGGUUGUGUAUUCAUUGUGAAAUGAUAAGACACAUUAAAUGCUAAUGAAUUGGUUAAUGCAAAUGAUUCUUUUAUAGAUCUGACAAUGCAUUUGUGUAGUUGAUAACUUACUCAUACAACUCUUACUCCACCAUAUAGAAGAGAAUUGUUUGUUCAGGGGUAUGCUCGCUUGUAAAUAUCCUAAAAAGAAAUUAUGUCUGCUGAUUGACUUAAAAAGUUGGGUUGAGUUUUUCAGCAUGUCGGGGCUGUUGAUCAUAUCUCAAAAAUUUAAUUAUGCUAAGGGACAUAACACUUCAUCUUAGUGUUCAUGGCUGCAAGACAGUUAGCUAACUCCAUAUGAUCCUCAAUAUAAGUUAUAGCACCUGUUUUUGACAUGCACUUAUUUCAUUAAUAAUGUAUGUUAUUCAGUGAUAUAUUACAUAUACUAAGUGGCGUAUUCAACAACAAAAAAACAGGCAAGCAUUUGGCAUUUUCACCACGGCGCUCAUGUUAACAAUUGCAUCAUUAGUUCAUCUCAAUACAAUUCUUAAAUUUUUCCUUUUUUGAAUUUACAUUUUUAUAGGUUUUACACAUUUUUUUUGGUGUUAUAUAAUAAUGAUACUUGAAUACCACGAUAGUUUUACCACAUGUUUUAAUGAAGAUGAUUUCAAAAGGACA
Mya arenaria is the source of this 2788-nucleotide messenger RNA. RefSeq names its product ribosomal protein S6 kinase-related protein-like. The coding region runs from base 103 to 1326 and encodes 407 amino acids. The record is from RefSeq and is a predicted model, not a curated record. Gene Ontology annotation, biological process: protein phosphorylation. Gene Ontology annotation, molecular function: protein serine/threonine kinase activity; ATP binding. Lineage: Eukaryota; Metazoa; Mollusca; Bivalvia; Myida; Myidae. The transcript has 14 exons.